Molecule: messenger RNA, 2384 nt
Organism: Dissoconium aciculare CBS 342.82
Lineage: Eukaryota; Fungi; Ascomycota; Dothideomycetes; Mycosphaerellales; Dissoconiaceae
Product: HET-domain-containing protein
Exons: 2
Coding region: 53-2032 (659 amino acids)
Source: RefSeq, a predicted model, not a curated record
AACUUCUUCCUCCAAUUACAUGGGUGAUAUUCUCAAGCACGAAUAAUCAUCAAUGGACCCUAAACAGGCCCUGCGUCACACUUGCCCGUCAUGCGAGAAUAUCGUGGUUGAUCUGACUCAGCUUGAUGGCGUAUUGCUGCGAAAUGGUCGCAUAGAAUGGGAAGGUCGACCUUUGGAUCUUGGGAAGACCGAGCUUUCGAAAACCGUAGCUGAAGCAGCGCAAGACGCCAUCAACGGAUGUGCACUGAUGGCCUACCUUCUACGAAACCAUACUGAAAGCAAAACCCUAGAAUCGAAGCUCAGCAUUUCAGCGAGACUCUCAGAAGGGUUCUGUGAGAUGGACUUCGCAUGGCCGUUGGAUUCCGGACAAUUCGAGAUAUUCGCUUCAUCUGUUUCUCCAGACUCGUCAGAUGAUGUAAAUUCAGCAUUCAAAUAUCUCGUUCCCGCUCCCAACCUUUCUCCAGCGACGCCCAAAGGUUUCCAGCAGGCCCGCGACUGGCUCAUGGACUGCUUGGAAAAUCACACGGCAUGUCAUCUGUGGACUCCAAAGGAACAAAUCAAUUUCAUGCCGACAAGAUUGCUUUCCGUACUCUCGGACUCAGAUGAAAGCGUAGUAAUCAUAAAAUCUGCCGAACUUAAGGAGGUACAGCCGUAUGCUGCGCUCAGCUAUUGCUGGGGAGGUGAUCAAAUAUGCAAAACGACCAUGGGAAAUCUCAGAAACCCUGAAAGACUUAUCAAGGAUCUUCCUUUGACGAUCCAGGAUGCCAUUCGUACGACAAGAGAGAUAGGAUUCACAUACCUGUGGGUUGACAGCAUGUGCAUCAUCCAAGAUGAUGAUGAAGACAAGGAACGGGAGAUCGUGCAAAUGCAAAUGAUCUACUCGUGCGCAGGCAUCGUCAUCGCCGCGACAGCUGCUGAUGCUUGUACCAAGGGGUUUCUGCACCCUCGACAAGACUGUCAGAUGUUCGAGCUUCAAGCCCUAUUUCGAAAAGGCGAAAAGGGGACAAUUGUAGUCGUGCCCAAGGAAGGGAAAGGUUAUCACGAGCCGCUUGCUCGGCGUGCUUGGACGUUUCAAGAGUGUUCCCUGGCGCCGCGGAUCCUGUCGUAUGGUACCCGACAAGUGCGGUUUUUCUGCUUACAACAGCAUUCACUCGCAGGAUCGGGCGACGGAGGUACCGUCCCCCUCCGAUACCGGGAAGAUGCCGGGUUCAUGCACAUCACAGAAGGACUUGCACAAAUCAGCGGAAGUAAGCUCAAGACUUAUUAUGUCUGGCCUUGGCUGCACUACUGCGAGCAAUACUCGCGGCGAUAUUUGACUUUUCCAGGUGACAAGCUAGUCGCUAUCUCAGCCGUGGCUCAGUAUAUCGCAGGACAAAGCCUCUUUGGCAAGUACUUUGCAGGUCUGUGGGAAUACAACCUCCUAGGUCAGCUUGGAUGGAAUAUGUUCACGGGGGAGAUAGCGAUGCGGCCGAAGGAUUAUCGCGCACCUUCAUGGUCUUGGGCUUCUAUCGACGGACGACCAGCUUGGAUGGACGUCCAGCUCGUUAAGGAUAAAGAUUUUACGUGUCGUGUUCUGAAAGUCACCGUCACACCCUCGUCGUCCCUUGCGCCGUUUAGUGCUGUCAAUUCUGCCUCUAUAGACAUCACUGGCAGAAGCAGGGAGGCUAUAUGGCGAAGGAGCGCAGGUAAAUUAUUGGAUUCCGAUACCAAAGACGAGAUUAUCACUACUGAUGGUCCUCGGGCAAAAUAUCGAAUAUAUGCUGACGCGGCGGAUGACUUUUCGGAGGAUGAUGCUCGGGUCGUGCUCUUGGAGAUGAUUGGUCCAAAGACGUCAACACCUAUUUUGCGUCGACUGGGUCUGUCUUCAGGAAACGUGCUGGUGCAGAUAAUGUUACUCAAACAACGCGAUGAUGGCGCCCACUCCCGUGUCGGGAUUCUCAAAUGCUACUCUCAUGUUGGGCUAGUCAGAACACGGGUCACGGCAAAGCACAAAUUGCCCGGUUUCGAGAAAAGAACGUUGACCAUUGUAUGAAGUCAUGGUAACGCCAUAUCGGUAUUUUCUGCGCGCUAUAUAUCUCCGCUUUGCUGACUUAUCGAAACGCAUCACAUCAGUUUCAAGAACGAGCUUUAGCAUUCCGCGAGGUAGUGCCAAUAUCGAAUUUGCGCCCUCCCGCGCUUCACGGACAUUGCAUGUCAAAUGCGUCUCGCUAGCAUGAGUCCGUACCAGCAGAGAAGGCACCAAAAACGCGUUUUGCGCGAAUAGCUCCUGCCGAGUGGCGUCGAUUGAGCACUUUGUGGGAUCUCCAUGGCACAGGUGCAGUAUUUCGAAAAGAGAGGUCGUCUGUGUAAGCCGACAGUAGGAAAAUGACAGCACACGUACGCCA